ACAACAACAACAACAACAGCAACAACAACAACAACAACAACAGCAACAACAACAACAACAGCAACAACAACAACAACAGCAACAACCAUCAACAGCAACAACAACAACAACUACUCAAGUACAAUCACAGCCAUCUCAGUAUCAACAAACUCAAUUACCAAUGGUAUCACCUCCUAACUCAGAUACUAGUUCACCUCCUGACUUUAUGGAAUCAGUACUGGACUUCAAUCUUUUCAAUCAUACAAACAACAACACUUACCUGUCUUAUACAAUGAUACCCGACUUUGAUCUCUCGCGUGUUCUUGGUGAUAAAUUGGCAAAUCCACCAUCUUCAAACAAUUUCGAAGAUCACAAGGAAUUGAUGACAACAUGUCCUUUAAUGGCACCAGCUCUAGCAUCCAUAGUCAUUCGACAUACUUUUACUUUACACUAUAUGGCCUAUCUAGCGAAAAUAUUCCCUUCCAAUGCAACGAAACCAAAGAACGAAGUAUUGGAUAUCAUGCAUCCUGAUGAUUGGAUCUUAGCGGCCUCAUCGAAUACAACAAAGAUUCAAUAUGGUGAUGAUGAUCCGAACGAUAAUCACGAUCACAACAAAAUCGUUUCAACUCAUAUUGUGGAAAAGAAAAUGGAUUCAACUUUCGACAAUGAUUCAACAACUGAAAAGGAUUCAACAACCGAAGAGGAUGAUUUAAAGAAUUUGGAAAGGAAGAUCUUAUUAGAACAUUACCCUUAUUAUGCAUUUAUGAGACUCCGUGGAUUCUCACAUGAUAAAAUUAUUCAACGAUGCAAAGCAUGUCUGGAACAUCAAAUGGCAGAUCAACGUCAACGUCGAAGAAAAGAAGCGUCUACUUGUCACAAUCUCCGAGUGGUUCGUGGUUUUGCCUCUGUUGCCACUACUCUUCUCCGAAAUCCUAGCAAAACGCCUCUUAUUACUGGUGUGAUGGCCAAUUCCAAAUCUUGUCAAGUGAAUUAUAAAAAUAACAAAACCAAGUCUUCUUUAUUGAUGGCAGCUCCUUUCCGAUCAGCUCUUCGUAUUGGCGGAAAACAAUAGAUUUGAUUUGAAUAGUUUAAGUAUAUCUCUCUCUUUUUUUUUUUUGUCUUUACCCUCAUUGAAAUAAAAAGUGAAACUUUAUAUACUUUUUUGACAUAUUCAAACACCGGUGGAAGUUUUUUUUUCUUUUUUCAUGCUCACAAUAAAAAAA
Molecule: messenger RNA, 1202 nt
Organism: Halteromyces radiatus
Lineage: Eukaryota; Fungi; Mucoromycota; Mucoromycetes; Mucorales; Cunninghamellaceae
Exons: 1
Coding region: 161-1051 (296 amino acids)
Source: RefSeq, a predicted model, not a curated record